Molecule: messenger RNA, 314 nt
Organism: Durio zibethinus
Lineage: Eukaryota; Viridiplantae; Streptophyta; Magnoliopsida; Malvales; Malvaceae
Product: transcription factor ILI4-like
Molecular function (GO): protein dimerization activity
Source: RefSeq, a predicted model, not a curated record
ACCCUCCCUCAUACAAAAUGUCUAGCAAAAGAUCAACUUCCAGAAGCAAUGAAAAUGAUGAUUUUAGCCUCAAACUCCGAGAAUUGCUAUCAAAUAACAAGAAGAAGAAAAGAAAUGCAACAAAGCUUCUGGAUGAGACAUGCAGCCAUAUUAAGAGGCUUAAUGGAGAGAUUGAUAAUUUAAGCAAUCGGAUAUCGGAGUUAAUGGCCUCUCCAAACACCGAUAGUAGCAUUAAUGCAAACAUUCUUAAGCAACUUCUACAACAAUAAUCACUGCAAUUUUUGUUCUUGUAGUAACUUUUUCAAGUCAUUGUA